Molecule: messenger RNA, 1134 nt
Organism: Beta vulgaris subsp. vulgaris (sugar beet)
Lineage: Eukaryota; Viridiplantae; Streptophyta; Magnoliopsida; Caryophyllales; Amaranthaceae
Product: protein FAR1-RELATED SEQUENCE 5-like
Exons: 1
Coding region: 1-1134 (377 amino acids)
Biological process (GO): regulation of DNA-templated transcription
Source: RefSeq, a predicted model, not a curated record
AUGUUUUUUCCGGAGCGUGUUGGUGAUGGGAUUAAUUAUAACCUGUAUUUCGACAAUAGCCCUGAACUUGAAACUUGUGAUGUUGCUGCUGAGUGGUGUAAGAUCAUUGCCUUUGAGUUUGGUUUUUUCUUAAUAAUCAGUAGUCACAAAAAGAAGUAUCAACUUUUGGAUUAUGAUCGUGACAAGAAGAAGAAACUUCGGGAUUUCAGUUCAGCAAUCAGAAGAAAAACAAAGAGAAAAGCAUGUGGUUGUGAAUUUCGGUUGUUCCUAGUCCCAAAGAACAACUACACAUAUUGGGUAGUCGAGACUAAGGUGGAGCAUGGGUUUCAUAAUCGCCCAAUGAUGUUAUACCCGGAGGGCAAUCGACAAAUCAGCGGUCUUAGUCCCGUUGUGAAGAAGUUAGUUAGGAAACUAACUUCAUCCCAUGUGAAACCACAUCACAUCAUGAAAGCUGUUGAAGGUGCAUUUCCGUCUUUGAAUCCUAACGUGAUGGACAUCUACAAUUGUAGAGAUGUAUUAAGAAGGGUGAGAUCAGAAGGCAGAAAUGUAGUUCAGCAGUUUCUUCAGCAGGCUGUUCAAAGCAAGUAUCUAUUUUGGCUUCAUUCGGACGAGAUGUGUAGGGUGAUACAUACAUUCAUUGCACACCCGACUUCCGUGAAUUUAGUGCGUACGUAUCCGCACGUGAUCCACAUUGAUGCAACGUACAAGACAAACAAGUACUUGUAUCCUUUUGUGGAGAUUCUUGGUGUCACACCAACCAACAAGAAUUUUCUUGUUGCAUGUGCAUUGUCGCAGCAUGAGGAUGCUCAGAGCUAUCGCUGGAUGUUGGAGAGAUUGAAAAACCUCAUUGGCAUUGUGGCUCUGAAUGCCAUUGUGACUGAUCGAAAUAUGACUUUGUGCAAAUACAUCUCGCAUGUUUUUCCCACAUCUGCUCAUCUACUUUACACGUGGCAUAUCAAUGAUGUGGAGGCAUGGGUCACAAAGAAGUUUGGUGGAAAAAGGAAGAUUGGGGUUCAAUUCGGGCGAGGAUGUUGGGCUAGGGUUAUGAAAUCCAAAACUGAGGUUGAAUAUGAAAUAAAUGUAGCCAACAUAAUGGAAGAGUGGGGGUGCACUUGGGAAUACUUUGCACGUUAA